UUUUUUUCUUUGAAAAAUGUUAUUUUAUUUUUUCAGAGAAUAAUAACAAAUUUUACAUUUUUAUUUAAUUUUAUAAAACGACGACAAUGAUAUCAAAAUGAUUUCAAUUUCUUUCAGAAAUCUACUAAAAUUUGUCUUUGGUAAGUAUAUUGUAUGAGAUUUACAUUUUAAUUAUCAAAAUUUUUAUAUUAAAAGUAAUAGUAAAGUAUAUUAAUAAACAAAAAGGUUAUAAAUAUUAUCAUAUAUUUUUUUUAAUAAAUAUUUUAUGUGUUUUUUACCAACAGAUUUUUUAUAACAUGUUUAUAGCUAUAAAUUACAAGAACACAGCGUUCUACUUUGAUUUGUCUAAUGUUUUACGUCUGCAUCUUUAUCAACCUCUGAUAAGCGUAGCGUAUUGAGAGAGAUAAGUUAUAUAAAGCACAUUCACAGUUGCAACAUUAAUGUAGUGUCGAUUACAAUUUGCUAACUCAUUUGCGGUAUCAAUAUUUCGUAUUAAAUAAAUUAAAUAAAAUAUUUAAUAAGAUAUUAGUAAAUUUUGUAAAAUAUUAGUAAAUUAUAUCGAUUGAUGCUUAUAUAAUAAAAAAAAUAUAUAUAUUUAAAAAAAAUGUGUGCUACAUUAAGCGAAGUGAAUAAUAAGUUCACGGAAGAAGUGCUAAUGAGUAUUCUCUCUAAAGUAAGCAAUGGGAAAAAAGUGCAACUGACAGAUUGGAGAUUUAAUGAGGGAUCUGCUAAGGGCGACAAUUAUUUGUCAAAUAUCUAUAGGGGCAAAGUGAAUGGUAUUAUCGAUGGCGAUCCGAAGCAACAAGUGCAAGCAAAUAUUGUCGUAAAGUCGAUGCCAAAGAAUGCUGGAACAAGAAAGACUCUCAGAUGUGCAGAUUUCUUCUAUAAUGAAAUCGCUUUUUAUACGCAGAUUAUCUCCAAAUUUGAAAACUUCCUAGCGGAAAAGGAACAAAGUGAUCUGUUAUGUAUACCACGUUAUAUAAUCUCCUCUACAGAUAGUGAAAACGGUUUUCUAGUCUUGGAAGAUGUUUCUUGUUUAGGAUUUCACAACAUAUCGCGACAGAACUGCCUGGACUGGGCAGAAUGUUCAGCUAUUUUAAAAACAGUGUCCGCGUUUCACGCGAUUUCAUUUGCAUAUAAAGAUCAAAAAAAGGAAGAGUUCGCACAAAUGACAGAGUCUUUAAAAGAAACCAUGUUCAGCCGUGAAUACUGGGACUGGUACAAAGGGUUUCACGAAAAAAUGCAAGUUGUGAUUAAACAUGCAUUAGCUACCGAAUAUCCUGAUAGCAAGGCUGAAAAACAGUACAAUUCUUACAAAGUCAGGGAUCUCUUCGAUAAGUGCACAGAAUUAUGUAAGAGAAGAGACGCUUCUACGUCCGUCGUAGUCGAGGGCGAUUGCUGGGCUCAAAAUUUCUUAUUCCGCAACAUUGGGCAAAAUCAAAAGCAAGCGUUGAUGCUUGACUUUCAGCUCGCACGUUGUGCAAGCCCUGUCACAGAUCUGUCGUUUCUAAUUUACGCUUGCACACUUAAGUCAUUUCGUGAUCAACAUUUCGACGACCUAUUAAAAUUUUAUCAUUCCGAACUGGGCAAUGCUAUUAAAUUGCUUGGAUCCGAUCCAGAAAAGCUUUAUCCGUGGGAUUUGUUUAUGAAAGAGGUGCAGGAGCAAUUCGUAUAUGGUGUGGUCGGUUCGCUUGACGCUAUCCCACUAUGCCUGAUGGAGGUAUCCGAAUCAUUCACCUUAGAAAAUAUUGUUGAAGGCGACGAGGCAAUAAACAUGAGUGAUGUAGUGACAAUACCUUGUAUUGAAACAACAAGCGGAAGACAAAGAAUAGCGGAUGUAAUAGUUCACGCUGUUGAGAAAGGAUACAUAUGAUGCGCGGAAAAAUUUUGUUGUAAGGUCCUCGUCCGCGAGGAAAUAAUUAAAAUAAUUAUAAAUGAAUUUUGAAUUGUAGUCAAAUACAAUUCAAAGUAAUUUUUGUGAUACUCACAAUAGAAUUAAGUAAUCUACAUUAGCCAAAUAGAUAAAACUUUUUUUUAAUUCUUUUAGAAAAUUCUUGUACAUGGGUGUUUCUUAAGUAUUAAUUAAAUUCUUAGAUCAACAAUGCAUUUCUCUUUUGAAAUGUUUUUAUUAUUUUAUAAUAUCAUCAAUUUUGAAUUUAAAAAAUGCAAUAACUGCAUUACAAUGCUUGCAUACAAUCAGAUUAAAAACAAUGCUUACUCAAUGUAUUUCUAGUGGGCAAUCUCUCAUUGUUUUUUUUCUAUUUCAAGGUAAAAUUUAUUGUAAAUUUUUAAGUUUUUUAGAAACGCUAUGUUUAGAAAGCGAAGUUUUUUAAUUCAUCUAUUAAUCAAACGCAUUAUAUGCGCAAAUGCAAUUUUGCUCUGCAAAAGCUGCACAAUGCAACUGAUCAAUCAAUGAAUUAAAAAAUUCCCUUAUAAAUUUUCAUAGUUUAAUAUUGACGGCGAUAUAUCUGUACAUUCCGUGAUUUAUCAAAAUUUGGAGCACUCCCUUAUCAGCAUCAAGAAAAUGUGCAAUAUCAUGGUGGAAGAAAAGUCAAUAGAAGCCAGAUUGUCUUGCUGGUGUAUAAAUAUUUAUACAUCAUUAAUGGUUUCGAUAACGGCCUUAGAAUAAAGUUAAUUCGAUUUUUUAUUCCAAAGAAUAAAAUAAUUCGAAAAAAAG
This is a messenger RNA of Solenopsis invicta (red fire ant), 2677 nucleotides long. RefSeq lists its product as uncharacterized. The record is from RefSeq and is a predicted model, not a curated record. The coding region runs from base 605 to 1873 and encodes 422 amino acids. Lineage: Eukaryota; Metazoa; Arthropoda; Insecta; Hymenoptera; Formicidae. The transcript is spliced from 4 exons.